AUGUCACUCAACCUAAUCUCUGGUGCUUCCCCCACUCCUCAUCACAGCUUGUUCGAGAUAGACAGAGCUGUUAUCCUUGAGUACACGUACAGUACGAGGCCAGACCUAUUAAGCGUGCCAGUCAGCGUUCAGAAGCAGGCUCAGCAGAUAUCCAACUCCUCCCUCAGCUCCCCACAUGAGGAGGAGCAGCUCGACGAGGGGUUGAUCGCCCAGGAGCUCGUGGGGGCCAAAGCAAAGGAAUCGACUGGCUGCUCCGCCCAGGGUAGCAUGGAGAUGGUGCCCUUAGCAACAUCGCCAAGUCAAAUCGCGCAGCCCCAAGGACACGGGCUUGGGUCGGCCGAAUCCCUUCAUGGAAUGAGCAUCGCCUCCGAGCCAUCCAGCCCUCACUCGUCUCUGUCGUAG
Molecule: messenger RNA, 402 nt
Organism: Trichoderma virens Gv29-8
Lineage: Eukaryota; Fungi; Ascomycota; Sordariomycetes; Hypocreales; Hypocreaceae
Exons: 2
Coding region: 1-402 (133 amino acids)
Source: RefSeq, a predicted model, not a curated record